UCAGUGCAGCAGUGUAACGACCCGGACGGACAGAGAAACACCGCCCCUGUUGGUUGUCCGGGAGUAGAAAGGGAGCCGAAGUCACCGGGACGUCCUCUGAGAUGCAAAUACGCUGUUGAUGAGCGACAUCCGUGUACAGCCUAGGAACCCGAAGAUUUAUUUUUUUUAUUUAAAAUAACUUCGAUCAUAUCCAUCUUUAACCAUGGUUAAUAGGACUUUAAGUUCACGCUGUCAGAUUGGACUCGAAUUCUUUGAGUUUCUGAAGGAGACAAAUCGUGAAUCCGUCUCAGACAGACUUGAGCUGAGAGACAUUUACAACACACAGUUCAGGUCGAGGAUUCCAGGAACCAAAGACCCAAACUUCGGCUCAGUCCUCUAUGCCCUGAAGGCGUCCAAAAAAAUAACAAGACGAAGAGACACUAUUCGCUUCAACCCCACGGUUAGAGCUCUUUACGUGGACCAGUGGCAUUCACCCAGGGGCCGUCAGCCAGAGCCAGCCCAGAGUGGAGCUGCCAGUCCUGACGCAGCACAGGCCCUCACCUCCGGAGAUGACGCAGUGACUGGAGUUCGAGCCCGGAGGAAACUGGCUGGUCUUCUGAUGCAAAAACUGAAGAAAGACAGAACUCAGUUCAUCUCUGACAAAAAUGGAAUCCGCAUUGACUCCGACCAGCAGUUUGAGAACGGGAAACUUUCCUUGUUUGUGGAGGAGUAUGAGAGCAUUGUUAAUCUGAAAGUGGAGAACACUGGGACAGAACCUGUGUAUUUCACCUACUACACCCCGCUGCACUUCCUCAAGUACUUCCGUCUGCACGAUGAGUACAAAGUGACCAAGACAAACCCCCUGUGUCUAAAACCAGGUGCAAGCUAUGAAAUCCAGGUUACCUUCAGCUGCAGUUUGGUUGGUUUCUACCCAGCUACACUGGCCUUUGAAUUCAAACCAGACCUGGAGUCCUCCACUGCAUUCCACAUUGUGCGCUAUAUUGAGGCUCAGUAUAUAACUGCCUUAGGACGGGAGCUGGCACCCAUCGCGCCCUACAAGCCUCGCGCCCUCCCUGCCUGGACCCCUGAAGUGGAUUGGCAGAUUGUGGAUGGGCAGCGACCUGAAGGGCUGUCAGUGCUGCGGCUCAAAAAUGUGGUUGAACUAAAACAGUAUCGAAUACCAGCAUACAUGGACCAGCUCAUCAACUCACUGAAGCAAUCUGUUUUCUUCCACGAUCAAAGAAGGGCCUUGCUGGAAAGUCCCUUGAGCUGGGAGAACUACUCCGAGAAGUUUCAUCUGCUGCUGUAUCUGGAGGAGCAACAGAUGGAGGUGGACAUCAAGAGAUACAACAUCCCCAACGAUGACAGAGCGGAGGCCACCAUGACCAGAGACCGGGACAACAAGAAACUUCUUGUUCUGGAGGUCCCUGGUGUGUCAGAGAAUCGCCCCUCGGUGCUGCGAGGGGAUUCGUUGUUGGCCUUUCCAGUUGGUGAAAAAAAAAUUAAAUACCGUGGCUACGUCCACAGCGUGCAGCUCGACAGUGUCAAACUCGGCUUCAGCUCAGAAUUGCUUGAUCGUUUUGUGGAUGGCAUGAAGUUCAAUGUUGAGUUCACUGUCAACCGCCUGACUGUGCGUGUUCAGCACAGAGCAGCAGAGAUGGCAACUACACGCAGGCUGGGAGAGGUGUUGUUCCCUGCUGCAAACCUCAAUUCUCAGCAAACUGAGCUUCCCCAGCUCAGGCUGUUUGACUCAAAGCUGGAGAGAAACCCAGAGCAGUAUCGGGCUGUACAGCACAUCGUAGCUGGCUCAUCCAAACCUGCCCCCUACCUGGUGUUUGGCCCACCUGGAACAGGCAAAACUGUGACUGUGGUGGAGGCCAUCAAGCAGAUAGAGAAGAACCAGGCCUCCUGCCAUAUCCUUGCCUGCGCUCCCUCCAACAGCGCUGCUGAUCUGCUCUGCAAGAAGAUUCUGGAUCACGUGGAUGAGCGUAAAGUGUUUCGCAUGUACGCCACCAGCCGGGACCCAAAAUUAGUCCCUGAUGAAUUCAAAACAAGGAAAUGCUCUAACCUGGUAGGGGAGUGUUACGAGUUUCCUGCAAAAGAGAAGCUGAUGGAGUACAGGAUCAUAGUCACCACUCUGUUAUCCGCUGGAAGGUUGGUCACAGGAGACAUCCCUGAAGGUCAUUUCACUCACAUAUUUGUGGACGAGGCGGGACACGCCGUGGAGACCGAAUGUUUAGUCCCACUGGCAGGGCUGCUCUGCGCAGAGUCUGGUCAGGUGGUUCUGGCUGGAGACCCCAAACAGCUGGGACCCAUUCUCAGAUCCCCAUUUGCGAUCAAAUUCGGCAUGGGAGUGUCCCUCUUGGAGCGCAUGAUGAAUGAUUUCCCUCUGUACCAGAAGAAGGAGGACGGGUACAACAACUGCUUUGUCACCAAACUGCUGCACAACUACAGGUCUCAUCCUGCCAUCCUGAAGGUUCCCAACGAUCUCUUCUAUGACGGAGAGCUGCAGGUCUGUGCAGACGAAUAUCUACGCAACUCCUACUGCAGUUGGGAAUACCUCCCAAAGAAGAACUUCCCAGUGAUCUUCCAUGGUGUGACCGGCGUCGAUGAGCGUGAGGCCAGCAGUCCAUCUUUCUUCAACAUAGCAGAGGUGGAGGUGCUGAUGGACUAUGUGAAGAAACUUCUGUGCACACAAGGCAAGAAGGGCCUGGCUACCAUCUCACCCAGAGACAUAGGCAUCAUCGCCCCCUACAGAAAACAGGUGCAGAAAAUCCGUAGGGCCCUGGAAAAAGUUGGGAAAAACCUUCCAUUUAAGGACAUGAGCGGCCUUAAGGUUGGAUCUGUGGAGGAGUUCCAGGGUCAGGAGAGGAGGGUGAUCAUGGUGUCUACAGUUCGGAGCAGCCCCGACUACACAGAGAUAGAUAAACAGUUCAACCUCGGCUUUGUCAAGAAUGAGAAGAGAUUCAACGUGGCUGUGACUCGGCCUAAAGCCCUGCUGAUUGUGGUGGGAAACCCCAGAGUGCUGAGCAACGAUGAGACCUGGGCCCAGUUCAUCCAGUACUGUAAAGAUGAAGGAGGCUACACUGGUUUUACUCCAGCAGAGGACGACGAGGACAUGGUGAUGAGACUCUCUGCCCUCUACAUCAGCAUUGAGGCUAAAGUGGAGACUGCUGAGAGUGUCGUUCAGCAGAUCCUGGACCCCGAGUGGAGAAACGACAUGUAAGGGGAAAUGAAGAGCACAAACGUCCAUCCUGAGCACUUAGCUUAAUUCUGCUUCUAGUCUGGUUUAUUUCUUCAACGGAUGAUUGGAACAAAAGGUUUAUAGCAAGUCUUUUUCCCCCACAAUUUACUUAAAUUCUCCGUAAGGGGCUUAAUGGCACAAUCCCACAUCAAAGCUGCAAUAUAUUAGAAUUGACCACCUGCUGAAUUAAUUCUCCACACAAAUAGGGGGCAACUUACCAUCAGAGUGACCGCCAACUAACGCUCACUGUAGCUGUUACCUAGUUAGCUCAGUCAGCUAUGAGGAUAGCGGUCCUAUUCCCUGGAGUAUACACUGUGGGCUCACACGGCUAGCACAGAGGACUUGGACUGCUGGGGCUAACUAGUUAGCAUGCUAACUUUAGUAGCAGUUCUGAUAUUCUGUUGAUAUCAUUUCAGUUAAUUUUUGUAAGUUUUACUGUAAAACUUAAGCCCACAGGUGUUAUUCACCACACAAAAACAACAUGACUUGACCAAAGACAGCGAACGACAGGGAGCUGAUUCAUGUUUAGAGCAGCUUGUCUUCAUCUACCUCAGUGGAAUGCACCAACACCACUUUCAAACGUUCCUUUAAGAUUUUCCAGUUAAAAUCACAGCAAAUAAUUAUCAAUGUUGAAAAUGAAUUUUACCAACCAAAAAUAAGAUUCUCAGGUUUAUUUAAUUGACUGUGAUUGAUUUUGUUCGCUCAUCAUUGCUCUUUAAUAAUCAUUUAGUUUAAUGACUUUUUGGUUCAGUGAAGUAAAUAAAUAUACGGCAGGGAUUUUUUUGCAUGUAUGUAGUGUCCAAACUUUUUUAAAAUCACCACGAGGUUGUUAUUGAUCAAAUAAAAUGUUUAUGGUCUAUUUAAAACUGGUAUUUUCUGAAUUUAGAAAUCAAUGCUUUUUCAAAAACUUAAAGUGAAUUUCUCAAUUUUAAUUAUCACCCAAACCACGGCUGGAAAUAUUUUGGCUCAUUUGGAAUUUGUUGGUUUGAUUUCACUGAGCUUGGAAUUUUGUUAUUACAUGGCAAAAAACAAUAGUUUUUCUAGUCAUAGGAAAAUCAAUACAAUUCCUGCAUGAAACACUGAAGACAAAUUAAUACACGAUUGAAAGCUUUGGAAAUAAGUAAUAACAUGGGAUUUGUAUAAUUAAUAAAGUAAUUUUGCUGAUGGGAAAGUUUGAAAAAAGCAAUGUUAAUAUGAAUAAAUGUAUUUAAAAAAAAGCCUUUGCAAGACUGUUUGACUUUUGUGAAAAUCCUUGUGAAAGUUUGUAAAAGAUGAACCAGCUAAGAUGACAUAGUAUUUCAAAAAUACUUUAUUAACAUGUUUGUCUCGUCAAGACAUUCAACACAUCCCACUCCUGUUUGUAAAGCGUCAUCACAAUCAACAUUUUCUCUCGAACUAAGGUAUUUGACAUUACAGACACAGAGGCACUAUCCAGGAAUUAGCCCCAACCUGUGACAUUCUGAUGUGAAUGUACUGGUUAAAGGAAAAUAUCUCUAUUGGGUUAUGAUGGUGGUAGGAUCAAUGUUGGGACCAUUAAAUUCACUUGACCUGAUCUCUUAUGUAAUAUGUUCAGCAUCUCUCUGCUCUGCCUGGAGGAUGAUGAAUCUGUGAUGAGAGUACAUAUCUGGAAAAUGUUCCUAAAGUUUAAAUUGUGGUUGCAGCCACUGAUAAAAUUGGCUCUAAAGCUUUUCAUCACAAAUGUGUUGCAAUUUAUAUAUAUAUAUAAAAAAAAAAAAAUUGCAUUGUCACCGGACAUAUAUACUUUUUAUCAGUUAGCCCCAUCCCAAAGGUCAUCGAGGGCAACACUUCUAAUCUCAUCUCAACGAAUGUCUCUCGUGUAUAAUGUCAAAUAAAAGGCCUGUUGCACACCAACACAGUCCCAACUCCCAACAGUCAAGCCAGCUGCCAAUCAGGUGGCAUUAGUAAUGACAUCUGAGCUGUCAAUAAAGUUGUCAGUUGAAGAUUUUAUUUAAUAAAUCUCAUACACAGAAUGGAUCUUUGUAGACCUGUCUGAAUAUCAAGAUGGCUGUAUAAAGUGUGCAUCAUUAUCCAACCUGUAUAUUACAGUGUGCACUUCAGAAAAACCAGUGAGACGUAAAGACUGUAUACUGGAUCUGAAUCGACAGUACAGAGGUCAGACAGGAGGUUUGUUUGGGGGAGGGAGGAGUUGGUGACGUCUUGGUAGAGGCAAGUCUGUCAGACCAGUGUGAGCGUGACUGAGGGCAUUGUGUCUGACAAUAGACCACUGUCUCCAGUGCCAGUUUAAGCUAUCACCACAGAA
Molecule: messenger RNA, 5504 nt
Organism: Acanthopagrus latus (yellowfin seabream)
Lineage: Eukaryota; Metazoa; Chordata; Actinopteri; Spariformes; Sparidae
Product: putative helicase mov-10-B.1
Exons: 23
Coding region: 203-3205 (1000 amino acids)
Molecular function (GO): 5'-3' RNA helicase activity; RNA binding; ATP hydrolysis activity
Source: RefSeq, a predicted model, not a curated record